Molecule: messenger RNA, 4192 nt
Organism: Nilaparvata lugens (brown planthopper)
Lineage: Eukaryota; Metazoa; Arthropoda; Insecta; Hemiptera; Delphacidae
Product: exportin-4
Exons: 24
Coding region: 195-3590 (1131 amino acids)
Biological process (GO): protein export from nucleus
Cellular component (GO): cytoplasm; nuclear pore
Molecular function (GO): small GTPase binding; nuclear export signal receptor activity
Source: RefSeq, a predicted model, not a curated record
UGGAGCUGUAGGUUCCCCAUUCCCUACAAAUGUACGUAGUUUCCAGAAAAUUAUUUGAUUUUUGCAUGAUUCCUGUAUUAUUUGUAGUGUUUUUAAUUUUCUAACUUGUUUGAGUGUAUCCUCCUGUGAAUUCUGUAGAGAACUUCAGAAAAUGUAGCUGAUUAUUUCAGCCAAUUUUAACUUAGACAACCCUGAUGGAAAACGAAAUUCUUCAAAGAUUGGAGGCGGCUGCUAAAGUUAUUUUGGCACCUCCAUCAGUUGUCAGUCAUGAACAGAGACGGGCAGCAGAGACUGUGCUUCUUGACUUUCAGAAGUCAAAAUCUCCAUAUGCUCUCUGCAAGUACAUAUUUGAGACAAGCUCAGUGGACUAUGUUAUAUUUGAAACAGCCAGCACACUGAAAGAGGCGCUGAUCAGAGAAUGGUAUUCACUGGAGGAGAGCGACAUAGUGUCACUCAGACAAUAUCUGCUCAACUAUCUCCUCAAUCGGCGGAACCUUCCAGCUUAUGUCAGGGAACGCAUCCUCCAGGUAAUCGCCAUCAUAAUCAAGCGAGGCAGUGUUACGGACUUUGGUGUAGAAAGAAGAAAGCUACUUUGUGACGUGGAACAGCUCAUUUUUAAUGGAGAUUUGCAACAGAAAAUUCUCGGAUGCAGUAUAAUAUCAGCCCUUCUACAAGAAUAUGCGACAACCGUCAAAUCAUCUGAUGUCGGCCUAACGUGGGAAACACAUUUCAAAGCAAAAAAGCAAUUCGAGGCUGGAGAUCUGAAGAAAAUCUUUCAGUUCUGUAGGCAAUCGCUCACACGACUCAACAGUCUUCCAACGCCGUUUGAUGAUCAGACGCUUACACUGCUCAAACAUCUACUGACCAUAUCAGAAACCAUAUUCACGUGGGGAUUCAUCGUAUCGCAUUGGCAGAGAGUGAUUGGAGUGUUUGAGAAGUUCAACGCCGACCGUAAUCCGUACCUGAAACUGACUUCUGGAUGGGAAGCUUGUAUAUUCGAAACAAACGUUAUCGAACUGUAUUUUGAUAUUCAUUUGAAAAUCCGUGAUAAUCCUCCGCUAGCGCAUCACUCUCUCACUUGCCUUGUUCAGUUGGCAUCACUGAAUGGACCUAUUUUAUCGGCGAAAGAAACGAAACUGCAAUAUGUCACUGCCUACCUCCAAUCUUUCACCAAAUUCAUCAUGAUAAUCAACGCUGAUGUGCUCGAUCGUGAAGCCCUCGGUGUGUCACAUAUCAUUAGGAACAUAAUAAUGUUCCAUGCGUUUGCCACACUCAGCGUUCUGCCUAAAGAUUUGUUGAAGAAAUUUCUCGAAAUAUACGUCCAACUCACAUGCUACUUCUGCCAAGGAGCAGCUCAAGAGGAAAUGACGUAUGCUGAAGAUUGUAUGUACAUGGAAGCAUUCAACUGUCUCCUGAGGUCAUGGAUUACAGUGAUUGUUCAAGAAACAAAUCUGUUUCCAAAGGAAUAUCUAGAGCAAACCUGUGCGCAGAUUUUCAACACUUACUUGAAGUGCCAUCUUUCGCCACCAGAUGGAACUAAAGUCCUUACAGCCGACUCGUCGGAUAUUGAAGACAUAGAGGAGUCAGAUAGAGUGAAAUUUCAAGAUCAACUGCAAGUUAUUGGACUGAUAGGAAGACAGGUGCCAGGCCACUCCAUUCCACUGCUGUGUAAACUGCUGGAGGAGCGCACCGUGCAGCUGAGACAUCACCUGCAACAGAUGCACGCCUUGGGCGCAGAGAUCGCCACCACCAACGCCGCCUACCACCUCUUCGAGGACAUUCACUGGCUCAUUCUCAUAUCAGGUCAUGUGCUAACCGAGAGGCACUCGGGUGUACCGAAUGAGGUGGCCAACUACAUGAACGACCAGAAGAGUCAGAUGGAUGUCGAGAUAACGAAGAAAGUUUAUGCCAACCCUGAACUGUCCAUUUCUGACAUUCCUGGCGCAGCUGAGAGAUGCGAUCACGUUGUCAGGUUAGUGACAGCGGUGUACCGGAUGAGCGAGGUUGAGAAGAAGGUGGUGGAGGCUCGGUUGGCCAACCUGUUCAGCCCCGAGAUCGGCUGCAGCAUACUCUGGUUCUCCAAGGCCUGGCUAGAGGCGUCCGGUCGCAGCCUUCUCUAUACUGAGGGUGACCAAUCAGAAUACUGGAGCUUAUCUCACACAGUGAACCUGAUGUUGAGCAAAAUCAAGUUCAACCUGACCUCCUACAACUGGGAACCAGGGAUUGUCAACGACACUGUUGAACUGCUCACGUCACUCACAGAUCAAAAAGGACAAUACAAGCCGAUAACUGAGAACAAACAGUUCUGGGAGAUUCUGCAAUAUCAGAUGAACAGCCAGCCGGGUGAGAUGCCAGUCUCCGCCAAGCAGGGUCUGUACAAGGCGUUUGUCGGCAUAGCCAUUGGAGUGGUGGAACAACACACGCAAACAGGGCAGCCCUUGAAAGCGGCCGGUCCUUUGCUGCUGCAGCAUUGGAAUCAGGUUUUAGGUCAUCUGCAACAAAAAAUCCAAAAUACGGUCUAUGCAGACAAUUUUCGUCAAAGGUUCCAAGAGGAGAGUGUAAAAGUACUGAUCAUAGAUGUUUACGAGUGUCUUAUUGGUGCCGUGCAAGGGGCCGCAAUAUCGACAGCUAACUCGCUGCUGGACUUCCUCGUGCCGUUGAUGACUGAGGCCUGGAAGCUGAUGGAUGUCUACUCCAAUUAUCAGAAUAUCAUUGAACUGUUCCUGCAAUUUUUCUGUCAAAUAACACAGAAUAUGCUCUACUUCCUUAGUAUUAACGAGAGGAUGAAACUGUACCAGAUCUGUCAUGGCGUAGUGCAGACCUACACCAACAAUAAUAACAAUCGACUGAGCCUGGAAGCGGCGGCUGAAGAGGACUCCUACAACGCGCUACAGCUGCUCAUCGAACUGUUGAUUGGCCUGUUACCAAGAGAGAUCAGCUUUGUCUUGGGACCUGAUGACGAAGGAGAUGCUGUACAGAAUGAAAUAAAUCGUGGUGAUAUCUCAGUUUAUGGACUAAGGAUGAUCCUACCUAUUAUGACUGUUGAACUAUUGAAGUUUCCUAAUCUCUGUGCUCAAUACUACAAGCUGAUCCUACACAUAGCAGAAAUGUACCCGGAUAAGCUGUGCCAACAACAGGCGGGCUUUCUGGAAGGGGUGCUGAUGACCGUUGAACUGGGCCUAAAGGCGUUCACACAGGACGUCCACGUGAGGUGUUGUGACUUCAUCAAGGCGUUCUGCGCGCAUCUCAACUCAGCCGGCGAGGAGGCUGCGCCUGCUAAACAGGUCUUCAGGCCUUUUCUGAAGUUGUUCCUGGACAUGGUGCUAUCUCGGCAAAUCAAUUCGGAUUCCGUUCCAAACAUUGGAGUUGUCAUCUAUCAACUGAUCUGCUGCUAUUCGGACGACUACAGGCAAUUCGUGCAGACGCUAAUCGAUGGCAGUGAGCCGACAGUGGCGGAGCGACUGGCCCAGGAGUUCACGGGGCUGACCAGCAAUGUCUACCUCAACAAUUCCAAGGCUGAGUGGAAGACGUUCAACGACAACUUCGAAAAGUUCAUAGUCAACGUGCACGGCUUUCUGCUUGUCAAAUAGAUCCGGCUUCGUUUACAGGGAAUUCCUCUUGGUCUUCAUCACUUGGAGAAAAUUGGUGGUAUCUUUCUAUCACUUCAAGAUCUCAAUAAUAUUCCACACCUGCUCCCAGCCAUCAUAUUGGUAACAAAUAACCAAGGAUAUUCCAUAUAUAUUUCAUCUUGUUAUAAAUUAUGACUAUUGUCAAUUUAUAUUUUUAAAGGUGUCGAAAUUGGUAAGCUUUCCAGCAGCUAGGAUUAGCUAUCUAUAAUUCCAAUAAUAUGUUCGUACUUGUGCUUUAUUCAGUUCAAAAUCUUCACAAUCUCUGUAUGUUAUCUGUCAUUUUUAUCUUAUCAACUUCUUCACUUUUAAAUUACAAGACAAUUAUACAGAGUGUCCAGUAAAUAUUUGUAGGUAUUGUUCCUGGUGAAAAACUUAUUCGGAAUGUAUUAGUUUUAUCACCCAACUAGUGCGUUUCAGAUAUUACGAACCUCAUCAGUUUUACCAUAGCCACCUCUAAUACAAGGCCCCGGCCUACGAUAUUGCAACAUCGCAGUGUUAGUAGGCCUAGAAUCUAAUACAUGAUUGGUGAAAAAGAUUUAAAAAAAUACAGCUGAUCUUUUUCA